Megalobrama amblycephala (Wuchang bream) is the source of this 2164-nucleotide messenger RNA. RefSeq names its product cyclin-dependent kinase inhibitor 2C (p18, inhibits CDK4) (gene cdkn2c). Gene Ontology annotation, cellular component: nucleus. The record is from RefSeq and is a predicted model, not a curated record. The transcript has 3 exons. Lineage: Eukaryota; Metazoa; Chordata; Actinopteri; Cypriniformes; Xenocyprididae. Gene Ontology annotation, biological process: negative regulation of cell population proliferation; regulation of cyclin-dependent protein serine/threonine kinase activity. Gene Ontology annotation, molecular function: protein kinase binding; cyclin-dependent protein serine/threonine kinase inhibitor activity. Bases 1087 to 1590 code for a protein of 167 amino acids.
UAGACAUUAGCUAUUGCUGUGCUGUAGAUGCAUUCAUUCCAAUGAAUAAACAAAACGAUAGGAUGGUCAAAAAUUGACAAACUGGACAUUUUUAGAAAGAAAAAAAAAUUACUUAUGGUGUGCUGGAGGGUGGCAUCUCGGCAGUUCACACGACUGAAUAUAAACCUUGCACUGUUUUAGGCUUUCCUCCUAUAAAUAGCUUGAAUGAAUUUCACUUCAAACAUACAUUUAUGGAGAGGGAAAUCUUACACUGGGAACACCAACACUACAACUCAAAGAUGAGUGCUUAACACGGCAAAAACUGUGAGAAUUUAGCAGAAAGUGAAUCUCUCAGCCUCUCCCCAGCAGCAUUACCGUUGAUCCCGCCUCGCUCCGCGUCUGUUAGUAAAAGUGGGCGGAAGUGUCGGCCCUUUAUUUCAAAAACGGAGUGAUGUCAAACAACAGCGGCAGACUCUCUGACAAAGUCAGCUGUCUUGCAACCAGCUUAUUCAACGGCCAUAAACCAUCCGGAGAGGAUAACUCGAUGCCCGCGACGUAAGCACUCUGCAGAGCUCGUUCGGAGGCUUGAAAUGACAACAUCUGCGAAUGCCAUGAACGCAUCGCACUUCUCCAGCCCAAUGCACCUGCAUAUACUUCAUAUCAGAGGACUCAUGAAAGGGAAGUUUGGCUCUCAGAUGCGAGCAUUUUUCAUGUGACUACUACAGAUCUGUUUGAAUGUGAGAUCAUAUCUGGACCGAAACCACGACAGAGCUUCAUGUCAUUCAUGGACACGGAGAGGAACCUCUCGCAUUGAUCAUAUAAAAGAGGAUGUUUGUUUUGUUUUCGUUUUUUUAAUAUGUUUCUUGAAUGCCCAUAGAUUUGAUAAGAGAUGGCAUGGCAUCCCUGUUCUUUCCGCUGGUUCCGAUGGCUUCGGUAGGACGAUAUUAAUGUGGGUGGACCUUGGCGCAUCUCCAACGGAUAUUUUUUUAGGGGGGCUGGAGGAUCGGACUAUUUACUACAGCUUUGUAGUACUUUUUCCAUAUAAACCAGCGUACAUUUUUUUAAAAGCAAGCAUCAGAGAUAUUCUACCUCCUUUGUCAGUAUAUAAUGGCCGAGGACACAGCUAUAGAUGGACUGAGCACUGCAGCUGCGCAGGGAAAUCUGAUGGAAAUUGAGCAGAUACUGCAAAGCAACGUGAACGUUAAUGAGAAGAACAAGUUCGGCAGGACACCAUUGCAGGUGAUGAAACUUGGCUGCCCGCGCAUUGCAGAGACGCUGCUUCGAGCAGGCGCCGACCCAAACGUGCGCGACCCCAUCCUUGGACUGACCAUCAGUCACGACGCCGCGCGUGACGGAUAUCUGGACACUCUUCAGGUGCUCGCGCAGAAUGGUGCUGAUGUCAAUCUUCUUGACAACAAGGGCAACCUGCCUCUGCAUCUGGCGGCGCAAGAAGGAUGCCUGGAUGUCGUGCAGUAUCUCGUAAAUUGCUGCAAUACACAGCCUUUUCUGCGUAAUAAAAAAGGCCAGACGCCUCUUGACUUGGCGUUAUUGCACAAAAAAUAUAAAACUGUGGAGUGGUUAGAGAACAUUGCGCCUUCACAAUCCAGCUAGAGAUUAUGAUUAUGGGCCUGCUUGUUUUGUUGUGUUACAGAGGUAGCAGACAAAUGCUGCGAUUUGUCACAUUGCGGAAAAUUCAGCCAACUACCUCUUAUUGCAAUGUAAAAUAUUGGGCUCAGGGGCUUGUCUUUUUGUGAAGAACAAUUAACAUUUGACUUUGUAUGUAAUUCACAUGGCCCCCAAUUUCAACUGGAUAAAUGGAUUUUGUUUUUUGUUUUCAAUGAGAUAUUUUUCAGGUCACCUAAGCCUCCAUUUUAGAUUUGUAGAUAAUUUCUUUCACUAACUUUCAAGCUCAUACCUGUCCUUCUAUAUGUCCUGUUUUAUAACAAGAAAAAAAUAUAUAAUCUACAUUAAGUGAUAUGUUCAAAGAAACCAAUCUCCUUUUAUUGAAGUAAUUGCACUAUAAUGGUCAAAAUCCACUUAACAACCCCUGACUGCUCUGAUUUUUGUUGUGUUUAGUUUUAUGACAUUAAAUUUGCACUUUUGCUUGUAAUUAAUGCCUUUUUAACUGUGAAAGAUGUCUUUUGUCGCCUUGAAAAUAUUAAAACCUUGCAAAAUAACCAAAGAA